Messenger RNA from Populus euphratica (Euphrates poplar), 1153 nucleotides. Its product is annotated as squamosa promoter-binding-like protein 4. The record is from RefSeq and is a predicted model, not a curated record. The coding region runs from base 153 to 878 and encodes 241 amino acids. Lineage: Eukaryota; Viridiplantae; Streptophyta; Magnoliopsida; Malpighiales; Salicaceae. Gene Ontology annotation, cellular component: nucleus. Gene Ontology annotation, molecular function: DNA binding. The transcript has 2 exons.
GAUGUCAAAUGAAGGUAUCACUUUAAGCACCGAUGACAGCAAUUAGGCAGAAAAUCUAUAUGGCAUAGUAAAUCAUAGCAAAAAAAAAUAAAAUUACGCUCCCUCCUUAAGAUUUCUAAUCAGUCAUUCACAACUUGACACCACACAAGAAUAUGUGGCUUGUGGUCCUCCCAACUUUUUUCACCUUUUCCUCAACACACUCUUCUACAGACCUUCAUCUUAGCACUUCAAGUAUCACUCCUCACCUUGCUAGAUAUCCCGCAAUACCCCAAGUGUGUGAUAUCCUCCCUGAAAGAAUUAUGAAUGCUAAGACUCUUGAAGGGAAGCGUAACUAUUUGAAAGAGAAAAUGAUCAGCAAGGAUGAUUUCCAGAUCGAGGAUGAUUUGGAAGAUGACAUAGAAGAAGAUGAGGGUGGCGGGGGCUGUUUUGGUUUUACCGAUGAUGAGAAGAAGAAAGGAGUUGGGAAGAGAGGGACUGGUGGCGGCGGAGCUUCUCCGCCGUCUUGCCAAGUAGAGAAGUGUGGAGCUAACUUGACUGAUGCUAAAAGGUACCACAAGAGACACAAGGUUUGCGAGGUUCAUGCGAAGUCACCAGCUGUGGUUGUUGCUGGCCUCAGGCAGCGGUUCUGUCAGCAAUGCAGCAGGUUCCAUGAGCUCCCGGAGUUUGAUGAAACAAAGAGGAGUUGCCGUAGGCGUUUGGCAGGACACAAUGAGCGGCGCCGGAAGAACACGGCUGAAUCUUAUGGAGAAGGUUCGAGCCGCAAAGGGGUUGGUACUCAACUGAAAGAAAGCCCGUGCAGGCAAGCUGAUGAAAGGGGAAGAUUUCAGAUGAGCAUCCCAUCCCAAGGAAGUUCUUACAAGCGAUCCCAAAUCAGAUAAGACCAUACCAGCGGCAUGCUCCCUCUCUUCUGUCAACUCAUAGCUUCUUCUACCCAUGUUUGGGACCAUAUAAAAUGUGAACACUUUAGUGGGAUCGUAUGUUCUAAGAGUGCUUUAGCUUCUAGUAGUAGUGAUGCUGUUUGAUAGAGGCUGUAUUCUGCGGAUUAGGCCUCGAAAAGUUUGUGUAAUAUGGUGUUUUAAGGUUCUAACAGAAGUGGAUGGACUCAUAAAGCUAUUAUUAAGAGAAUAACAUCGACUAUGCUUCUGCUUCUUGC